This is a messenger RNA of Colletotrichum godetiae, 1329 nucleotides long. Its product is annotated as WD repeat domain-containing protein. The record is from RefSeq and is a predicted model, not a curated record. The transcript has 2 exons. Gene Ontology annotation, biological process: mRNA splicing, via spliceosome. Lineage: Eukaryota; Fungi; Ascomycota; Sordariomycetes; Glomerellales; Glomerellaceae. Gene Ontology annotation, cellular component: catalytic step 2 spliceosome. Gene Ontology annotation, molecular function: protein binding. The coding region runs from base 213 to 1313 and encodes 366 amino acids.
GGAAGCUGUUUGUGUGGGUACACCGAAUAUGCACUAAAGCGAUCCACUCAGACAAGUACUUGCUCACUGCAAGGUCAUCAAUCUUUAUCUAUCGCAAGAGGGAACAAAUAUGGAAACACCGUGAUUUGAAUUCUUUAUUUCGUCAAGAAAUGAACAGUUGUAGUCCACUGAGAACAAAAACUCGGUGAUGGGCACAUUGCCGACUUUCCUAGAUGUCGUUUCCUGACAGACCGGUCGCUCACUUGCUGGGCUCAAAUGGGCCUGUCCAUACUGUCUCAUAUUCAGCCUCGCCAGGAACAUACAUCCUCACCGGCUCAGCAGACCGCAACAUCAGACUUUACAACCCGGCAUCUCACGACCAGCCCCAGCGCUAUAGCUCAGCCAUCAACAGCAACAGGCCACCGGGAACAGCCAAGGCCGCCGUCCCGGAAGGCCGCCUCAUCCAAACCUACGCCGCCCACGGCUACGAGGUCCUCGACCUCUCCGUCUCCUCCGACAACGAGCGCUUCGCCUCCGUCGGCGGCGACCGCGCCGUCUUCCUCUGGGACGUAGCCACGGCCAAGACGAUCCGCCGCUUCGGCGGUAACGCGCACGGCCACACGGCGCGCGUCAACUGCGUCUCGUUCGCGGGCGAUGGGGACUCGCUCGUCAUCUCAGGGGGCUUCGACACGAGCGCGCGCGUGUGGGACGCCAAAUCCAACUCGGCGAAGCCAGUACAGGUCUUGGACGAGGCCAAGGACGCCAUCACCGCGCUCGCGGUGCGGGACGCGGAAGUCAUUGCAGGGAGCGUCGACGGGCGGGUGAGGAGCUACGACGUCCGGAUGGGACGGUGCGUGACGGAUGUUAUCGGCGCGAGCGUGACGAGUCUCAAGCUCACGCGGGACGGCAAGGCCAUGCUGGUCGGAUCGUUGGACAGCAAGAUCCGACUGAUGGACCGGGAGAGCGGGACGUGUCUGAAGACGUAUGCGGGUGAUGGGUGGAGGAACGAGGAGUUGCGCGUACAGGCCGUCCUCGGCAGCAAGGAGAAAUACGUCAUUGCGGGCGAUGAGCUUACGGCUGGCACGGGGCCUGCCGGGUUGAACGGCGAUGGCAAGAUAUGGGCGUGGGACCUCUUGACGGGCAAGCUAGUCGCGACGGUCCGGGUUCCAUGCCCAGAGGGCUUCGAGCCCAAGAAGAGAAUGUUGGGCAAAGAUGGCAAGGAGAAGGAGAGGAGCAAUGUUAUUAGUUGCAUGGCCUGGAGGGGUGGUGGAUGGGGAGAUCAGUUCUGCGUCGGCGGCACGUCGGGAGUAGCUACGGUCUUUGGUUCACUCUAGAAGCCUUUAAUGAUGC